Messenger RNA from Symbiodinium pilosum, 927 nucleotides. The record is from the annotation of a GenBank genome assembly. Lineage: Eukaryota; Dinophyceae; Suessiales; Symbiodiniaceae.
AUGCUCCGGGGCUCAGCACGCGGCUUGGCCGAGCUGCCCAGUUGUGCGGAGAAGCCCAACUUCCACUUGGCUCGCGCUUCGUGGUGUGGCGAGCAGAAGGAGCCGGUCGCAUGCGCCAAGGACUCGGAUGGCGCUCCAGCAAGGGAGGUUUCAAGUGUCUCAACCAACAACAACCAGGGAUCGGGAUCUCCCACACGAUUUGUGACAUGGAAUCUCUACGUCUUCACGCUCGCGGGCCGCAUCCAUCCCGUUGUGGAUGAGCUGAUGCGAAUGCAGCCGGAGAUUGCCGCCAUUCCGGAGAUGUGGCACGAGAAGGGCGCCAUCAUUGAUCUGUCCGGCAAUGUGUACGCAUUCGCAACAGGGGGUGCCACCGAGCAGUUCAAUGACGCAGACAUCCUCUACAGGUCUGACAAGUGGGAGCACAUUGCUAGCGACCUAGUUCCAUUCUCAGCUGGCCGAGCCAUCAACUGGGCCGCCUUGCGGCGCAAGUCCGACGGCUAUUCGCUGAUCGCUUCAGGAACACACCCCUUGUGCUGCCGAGGCGACUACGUGAUCACCGAGGCUGUCGACUUUGUCACCAAAACCUUGAGCGGUGUCCAGAAUCGCCAUCCAUACCCCAUUGUUCUCAUGGGAGACCUCAACACUGGCUACCACCAACCAUCGCAGCAGCUGUUGAGGGAGGGGCAUGUUGAUGCUUUCGGACGUCGGUGGCAGAUCCCAAUGACCUUCACAGAUGCGUGGGCCGAGCUCCACCCAUACAACCCCGACCCAUCAACCAUCAAUGACGACCCAGUGCGACUGGAUUACGUGUACUUUCAGAAGACUCCCCUGUCCGUAGGGCAGUCCAUCGUGCAGUCGCAGAUUUGGCCUCGUGCCGCAUGCAGCGACCACCGUGCAGUCUCUGGAGCUGUUGUGCUUAGCCGUUAA